UCUUUGAGGUUCGAAGAGAAAGACAGCCCAGACCACUCGCAAGCGACGGAAAUAUUCCAGGGAUGACUUCGCAACGUGAAAAAGACAUGGAUUCGUUUACGACUGCGCUACUCUCUGUCGAUGCGAAACGACGGGGUAUCAUGAUUCGUCUGCCCAAACCUCCACCGCCGAAACGGCUGUUACUGCCUACCCUGGAAGAAUUCAUAUGCUCAGAACCUGGAGUACCGACUCGCCGCAAGGCGCCUCCACAAAGCACUGCUGCCGGCAAUUGCGACUCGCCGAUUUCGAACGAGCGUCAGCCCCACACGAAGAAACACCGCGGUGCAAGCGAGGCGGGGAGCCCUGGGGUUUCGCCCGCCAAGGCAGGCAAUGGCAAGAGUGUGAAGCGUCGAGCUGUGAAUGCGUUGAAGAAUGCUCUUCGGUGGUUCAAGUUGAAGAUGACGUUCGAUUAGUGGGCUUCAUUCUUCCACAUGCUCAAGAUGGCUCUUCCUUUAUGCUUGAUUUUACCGCUGUACAUGCAUCCGUUGACGGCCCCUUCCAAACCGUUCCUCCUAGUUUCAUAAUUUUCUCUCCUUGAUUCUCAUCCUCCUUGAUCUUACAAAAUCCAACUCGCUUUCCCUGUACAUACUUGCACAUUAUUCCUAUGCUCUGGAUUCCAUCGCGUCCUAAUUUUACUUGUACUGUCCGAUGCGCAUAUGCUGUCUCUGUAUUUUCUACUCACUUCUGUUGUGCAUUCUAUGCCUUCU
This is a messenger RNA of Coprinopsis cinerea okayama7#130, 746 nucleotides long. RefSeq lists its product as hypothetical. Bases 63 to 452 code for a protein of 129 amino acids. The transcript is spliced from 4 exons. The record is from RefSeq and is a predicted model, not a curated record. Lineage: Eukaryota; Fungi; Basidiomycota; Agaricomycetes; Agaricales; Psathyrellaceae.